Molecule: messenger RNA, 2155 nt
Organism: Octodon degus (degu)
Lineage: Eukaryota; Metazoa; Chordata; Mammalia; Rodentia; Octodontidae
Gene: Cdin1
Product: chromosome unknown C15orf41 homolog
Exons: 11
Coding region: 136-999 (287 amino acids)
Biological process (GO): erythrocyte differentiation
Cellular component (GO): cytoplasm; nucleus
Source: RefSeq, a predicted model, not a curated record
UAGGGGGACAGACUAAGGGAGUCAGGGACCCAGACGUGCCUCUCCUUGCCCACGCCCCUCGCCCGCCCGCCCCAGGGCUGCUCCAGCCCCGGCGGGCUUUUCCCUGACCCUGUCACCGCCGGUCCUUGGCCCAACAUGAUUCUGACCAAAGCCCAGUACGACGAGAUAGCCCAGUGCCUAGUGUCCGUACCGCCCACCAGGCAGAGCCUGAGGAAGCUGAAGCAGAGGUUCCCCAGUCAAUCGCAGGCCACUCUGCUGAGUAUCUUCUCCCAGGAGUACCAGAAACAUAUUAAAAGAACACAUAGCAAGCAUCAUACUUCUGAGGCAAUUGAAAGUUAUUACCAAAGGUACCUGAAUGGAGUGGUGAAAAAUGGAGCUGCCCCAGUGCUCCUGGAGCUGGCCAAUGAGGUGGAGUAUGCACCCUCAUUAAUGGCUCGGAUUAUACUGGAGAGGUUUCUGCAGGAACAUGAUGAAACUCCACCCUCCAAGUCUGUUAUAAAUAGUAUGCUACGGGACCCUUCUCAGAUUCCAGAUGGAGUUCUAGCAAAUCAGGUCUAUCAGUGCAUUGUGAACGACUGCUGUUAUGGACCAUUGGUGGACUGCAUCAAACAUGCUAUUGGUCAUGAGCAUGAAGUCUUGCUGAGAGACUUGCUUCUGGAGAAAAACCUGUCCUUUCUAGAUGAGGAUCAGCUCCGUGCGAAGGGUUAUGACAAAACACCAGACUUUAUUUUACAAGUACCAGUUGUAAUGCUUUGUCUCUUAGCUGUAGAAGGGCACAUAAUUCACUGGAUUGAAAGCAAAGCCUCAUUUGGUGAUGAAUGUAGCCACCACGCCUACCUGCAUGACCAGUUCUGGAGCUACUGGAAUAGAUUUGGGCCGGGCUUAGUCAUCUACUGGUACGGAUUUAUCCAGGAGCUGGACUGCAACCGGGAAAGGGGUAUCCUGCUCGCCGCCUGCUUCCCCACGGACAUUAUCACCUUGUGCCAUAGCACCGCGUGAGCCCACAGACCCGGAGGAGAAGCUGGGCGCAAGAGGUGAAUCCGGAAGCAGUUGACUUUCCUGCAGUGUAAACUCCUGGCAACAUCUGCCCUGAACUUCAGCUGAACUCGUGCUGCGUGGCCACGCCACUACCUCUCUAGACAAACAUAUCAGGAGUUUCUGUUUUCCUUCAUCCCUUGCUGAUGCUAACAGCCAAGAACUACAGACACAACCCACUCAUUAUCAGCGUUUCUGUCUCUGUCAAACAGUUAGUUUAUAGAUAGUCAUAAUCUUUCUGCCUUCCAGAUGGUUUCUCCUUCUACAGGAAACAAAAGAAAAACCAUAGAGACUGAAAGGUGUGAUUUUUCAAUUCUCCCAGCCACCUUCUUAUUUUCUUCCUAAGCCUCUAUUCAUCCUCUCUCCCUCCCCUGUUCUUCCCAUACAUGCUUCCAGAUGCACUGUCAUCAUGGAAUAACCCAGAACAAACCUAGAAAGCUGAAGACGUGAAGCUGGACAGGUUUUCCCUCUCACCUGUGGGGCUUCAGCGUCCCUGGGCCGAAGCCUGUGCGGCCCCCGCCCUGUGCAGUCUGUACAGUUUCCUGGCUUCUGUGGCACAGGGCCAGGCUGCACAAAUACCCUUGAUGAGAAUGUCCGCUUUUGAUAAGGCUUAUUUGAACACCAAGCAUUUUACAUUUAUAUCAUUUAAAAGUAUUAGUUGUGUCUGGAAGCCACACUCUUUGGCUUGUGGGUAAGAGAAAGGAUAGAAAUUAAUGGCCCGUGCUGUCCAGAGUUUAUCUUUAAACAUGAUUAGUUGUCAGUACUAUGCUAGCCAGUAUGUUUAUGAAUAAAAAAGCACAUUUUGUAGUAUACUGCUUUGUGUCUACAUUUUAUAGUACAUAACUAUAAAACACUCAGAUAAUUUAGACAUUAGAAAUGUUUGGCUUUGAAUGAAUUAAAUAUACCAAAAGUAAACCUAGGGAAAUUUUCACAUAAGCAAGCUAAAGUAGAUUUUAUAUUUGUCACAUUAGCUUAUUCACUUUUAUAUACUAUAGACCAGACUUCAGUCUAAAGGAAACCACACAUCAAUAAAUGAAGUAUAAGUAUAUCUUUUCAGUGUCUGAGGAGAUAGUUCAGUGGUGUAAGCACCUGCCUGGCUAGCCCAAGGUCCUCAGUUCAA